UAUCGUCUACCAAUACGGUAUGACAAGUAACGCCGCAUAGUGGAAACUUUCAACAUGUGACAUGAACAUUUAUUUUGGAGUGGAAACAUAAACAUUUCUCUUCGGAUUAAUUUCAUCUCAACGUUUAUUUUUUAGUCAAUUGUUACAACUUUUUAACCUUCAUUAUUAAUCAAGGAUAUUUGUAAAUGCAUAAAAUAUGCAAACUAAAGCUGGAGAAAUUGAUCCUGUAAUAGAAGAAUUAGUAGGUCGAGUUCGUGAGGUUGGAAAUCAUGCAAUUUGGAGUUUAUCAAGCUGCAAACCUGGAUUCGGUGUUGAUCAGCUACGAGACAACAUAACAGAAACUUAUUGGCAAUCUGAUGGUCAACUUCCUCACCUCGUUAACAUCCAGUUUAGAAGGAAGACAACCAUCAGAGACAUUUGUAUAUACACUGAUUAUAAAUUAGACGAAAGCUACACACCUAGUCGCAUAAGUAUAAGAUCAGGAACGAAUUUCAAUGAUCUCCAAGAAAUAGAAGUUAUGGAUUUAAAUGAACCAAGUGGAUGGGUGGUGAUUCCUAUUAAAGACAUUAACGAACGUCCUGUGAGAACCUUCAUGAUACAAAUUGCAGUGAUAAGUAAUCAUCAAAAUGGUCGAGAUACUCAUAUGAGACAAAUUAAAGUACACAGUCCUGCCCAAGACAUUCUAGGUCCUCCAACGCUUCAUCUGCCUGGAAAUUUUUUGACCAAUGAAUUUCAACGUUAUGCUACUAUUAGAUAAGUUCAUAAACUAUGUGAUGUUCUCUAGGAUUACUUGAAAAUAAAUUUUAUAUAUUUUCUA
Messenger RNA from Chelonus insularis, 817 nucleotides. RefSeq names its product anaphase-promoting complex subunit 10 (gene APC10). The record is from RefSeq and is a predicted model, not a curated record. NCBI's taxonomy places the organism in Eukaryota, Metazoa, Arthropoda, Insecta, Hymenoptera, Braconidae. The transcript has 3 exons. Bases 197 to 757 code for a protein of 186 amino acids. Gene Ontology annotation, cellular component: anaphase-promoting complex. Gene Ontology annotation, biological process: anaphase-promoting complex-dependent catabolic process; protein K11-linked ubiquitination.